AUGUCGCAUAUUGAUGUUGAAUGCGUCGAAAAACAAGUUGGCGAAUUGAAGCUUCGCUCACGAGUGUUAUUGCCUGGCAAAACGUCUCCUGGACAGCGGUGUGAGGGUAGGAUUCGAGUGCAGACAAAUGUUUUUGGCAUUAAACCGCUGGAAGAUGUCCCAUUCUUUCGUUAUGAUUUCCGGGUCUUGGAGGAAUAUCCUUCAAAAAAACAGGAUGAACCCGUGUUUAAGGAAGUAACCAAGCAAACACGGAAUGAUUAUGUAUCAAUCGAAAGGAAGAAUAAGUGUGUUGCUGUUUACCUAAUGGUCAUGCAUCAGGAGGCGAAUUUCUUCGGUGAUAUAGGAGCAUUUGUAUAUGAUCGAGCGUCAACUCUCUACUCUUUGGAUAAAUUGAAAUUGGCCGAUGGAGAAGUCAAAUCGUUUACUGUUGUUGCAAGAAGUCUGCCUAAAGACUUGUUUUCAGAAGACUGCCUUAGAGUUAUCGUUAAAGUCAAGCAGUGCGCCCAGGAGUUCCAAUUGUCAUCUAUGGACCUAAAAUCUGGAUUUAAUUUGAAUCCUGACCUUGUCAGCCGAAGCUUACAGCAGUUUUAUGAGCUGCUGCUAUCACAAGAUGCAUUUUUUACUGAGGGUCGCUUUGUUUGCUACGGAUCUGGAGAAAAUUACUUGUACAAUCCUUUAGAUUUUGGCUUUAGCGCUCAGGAAACCCCUGGAUUGCCGGAUGGUAAAUACAUCGGAGUCGGAGCGAUCAAAGGAGUAAAGAUUGUGGAAGGGUCACAGGACCGCCCGACACUGUCAUUUAGUGUGGAUGUGAAAAAGGCAGCCUUUCACAUAGAAUUGCAGUCGAUCGCAGAAAAAGUAUCAGAUAUUUGUAACUGCCCAGUUGGAGUGCGGCUUGAUGAUCGCCAUGUGAAGAUGUUGUCAAAAAUGUUGAAAGGUCUAUAUGUACGUUGCAACUACGGCAAAAGACGGACCUUUAUUAUCUCUGGAAUCUCAGAACAGUCUGUUGACAGUUUCAAGCUUGAGAAAGACGGCAAAAUGAUUGGUAUGGCUCGCUAUUUCAUGGAUAAAUAUAAAAUUGCUUUAAAAUUUGGGAAGCUCCCACUGGUUGUGGAGAAAACUUCAAGAGGAACCCACUAUUACCCUAUGGAGCUACUUUUUGUCUGUGAAAACCAACGCGUCAAUCUUUCUCAACAGUCGUCAAGACAAGUUCAACAGAUGAUUAGGGCCUGUGCCACUGUCCCAAGUAUGAGGAAACGGCAGAUGUUGGAUAUGGUUAGCGCAUUGAAUCUCGAUCAAGGCGGUAGGAAAAAUCGGUGGUGCAGAGAGUUUCAGGUUCAUUUAGCGGAGCGGACUUAUGAGCUAGAAGCUCGUGUUCUGCAAAAACCUACAAUAGUUUAUGGAGGUGACGGAAGAGUUGAAAUGAAGGAGUCGGGUGCUUGGACUAUUACGCAGAAUACGGCUUAUCUACUGCCAUCUGUUUGUGAAAGGUGGAUCAUAAUUGCCUUAGUCAGUGCGAGUGACAGAUUCAGUAGAAAUGACUUAGAAAACUAUACUGCCUUGUUUCUGGAACGAUGCCGAAGCCGCGGAAUUUCGAUCAGAAAACCGAUGGAGGUGAUUCAUAUCCCGAGAGCCAGAGAACAAGACGUAGAUAUUGCUUUCAAAAACGCCGAAAAGAUGAGUGCAAGAUUUAUUCACUUCGUUACUUCAGAGAACCUGAAGUACCAUGAAAAGAUCAAGUUUUUGGAAAGUCAGUACCAGAUACUGACCCAGGAUCUUAUGACAAAGAAUGCGGCAGUCAUAAGGAAAAGACCUCAAACACUAGACAAUAUCGUCCAUAAGACUAACUUGAAACUAGGCGGCAUUAAUUUUGACCUUCAUCUCGAAUCGGAAGAGGCGCAGAAAUGGAUCGGGCGAAAAGAUCGUUUAAUUAUUGGGAUGGAUCUUACGUUUACCGGUGUGCCUUCGAAGGAUAAGUCUUCAAAGUCACCUUCUGUAAUUGGGUAUGCCAUGAAUUGUCAUGCUCAUCCGCUGGAUUUUACUGGAGGGUAUCGGUUUUGUUGGACUAUUAAUGAGGAGGUUACUUUUGAACUUUUUGCACAUUUAUGUCCAGGGGAUAAAACUUUUUGUGACAUCGUCAGUGAGUCCUUGCAACUAGCCAAGAAAAACAGAAGAGUGCCAGUGCAUUUGGUGAUCUUACGCGACGGUGUUUCUGAGGGGCAGUAUAAAUAUGCCAUUGAAAAGGAAGUGCAGGAUGUGAAGGAUGCUUGUGCCCGUGUUGGCGGUGCAAAGUACAAGCCUUAUAUCACAUUUGUCUUAGCCACCAAAAGGCAUCAAGUUCGCAUAUAUCGCAGCAAAAUUGAUCCUAGUCGUCGUGCCGUGGAUCAAAACAUUCCACCAGGGACAGUUGUGGACACGGAAGUUGUCAACCCUGUGUACAACGAGUUUUAUUUGAACUCCCAUGCGGCCAUACAGGGAACGGCAAAGACUCCCCGGUACAAUGUCCUGUAUGACAAUUCAAGCAUGUCAUCUGAUGAAGUACAAGGCAUGGUUUACGCGCUGACCUUCAACAUGCAAAUUGUGAACCAGCCUUGUUCGCUUCCUGCACCUCUUAUUAUAGCGGACCAGAUGGCCGCCCGUGGCCGUAGCAACUUCAUAGCUUUCUGCGGUCGUUCUUCCAGUAGUGUUGGCAGUUUGGACCUUGACCAUAUUAAUUCAGAGCUGGGAUAUAUGGGGAAGGAACUGUCCAAUUAUCGGUUUAAUGCUUGA
Enterobius vermicularis (human pinworm) is the source of this 2766-nucleotide messenger RNA. The record is from the annotation of a GenBank genome assembly. NCBI's taxonomy places the organism in Eukaryota, Metazoa, Nematoda, Chromadorea, Rhabditida, Oxyuridae.